AUGACGGUUCCUACGACCUUCAAGAGCAAAGUUGCCAUCACUCACAUCACUACCGCAACUGCGAUCGUUGAUAUCGAUGGCGUCAAGUUCAUCACUGAUCCCAUCUUUGACGAAGCUCCUCAGAGCCAUGACGGGUCACAGGCGAUUGGCUUGAAGCCAGGCGAAUUCUUCCUCACCAUGCAAGAAGGCCCCGCUAUAUCAAUCCGGCAACUCCCCAUCAUUGACUGCGUGUUGCUCAGCCAUGAAGACCACGUUGAUAACCUGGAUGAGACAGGCCGUCAACUCCUCAUCGGCCGCAGAGUCAUUACUACGCCCGAUGGUGCAAAGAACCUGUCUGAGUAUCCUGGAACCUACGCUAUUACACCAUGGCAAACCUUGAAGCUCCGCCUUGAAGGCGAGGAAUGGAGCAUUACUGGUGUUCCUUGCGUCCAUGUUCCAGGCGGCGAAGUAACCGGCUUUCUUUUACACAAGGAAUCCUUCGGUUACAGCCCAGAUGGACGCCCAAAUGUAGUUUAUUUCACCGGAGAUACAGUAUUUAUGGAGGAUGAGUUCAUGAAGCUUCGUGAGAAGUAUCAUGUCGUGAUUGCACUCACGAAUCUCGGGCAGGCGAUGCUACCUAGUCCGAAGAGCCCUAGUGGGUUCGUGCAGAUCACGAUGGGCGGCGAGGAUGCUGUGAAGAUGAUGGAGGUGCUGGAGGCUGAUGUGCUAGUGCCUAUGCAUUUUGAGUCGUGGACGCACUUUACGCAGGAUGGUACGGCGUUGGAAGAGAUCUUCACUUCCGGAGGCUUGGGGAAUAAGGUCAUAUGGUUAUCUUCAGGCAAAGAAGUCAACGUGAUCUAG
This is a messenger RNA of Fusarium musae, 840 nucleotides long. RefSeq lists its product as uncharacterized. Lineage: Eukaryota; Fungi; Ascomycota; Sordariomycetes; Hypocreales; Nectriaceae. The coding region runs from base 1 to 840 and encodes 279 amino acids. The record is from RefSeq and is a predicted model, not a curated record. The transcript has a single exon.